Molecule: messenger RNA, 998 nt
Organism: Cydia amplana
Lineage: Eukaryota; Metazoa; Arthropoda; Insecta; Lepidoptera; Tortricidae
Exons: 2
Coding region: 218-685 (155 amino acids)
Source: RefSeq, a predicted model, not a curated record
UUCGGUUCGAUUCCAGUUCGCGUGCACCGGCGACCGAGCACGGUCAAACCCAUCGCUCCUCGGCACUCGCGCUGAUAAGCCGGCAUUCGGCAGUUCAAUUUCACUCGACUCGCUCGAGUUUUCCGGACUACAUUUACCAAUUUGAAUUUCGUAUCGUGCGCGCCAUACUCGAAACUGUCGGGUAUUUUUUUCGAAUUAUACUUUUAAAUAGUGACGGAUGAGUGAGUUUUCGUUGUCUAAGCUGUGGGUGCGCGAGGAAGCCGCCAUGGACAGCUGCUAUAAGCUUUACACUUGGAUCAACCACACGUUGCUGAUGCUGCUGAUCCAGAUCUUCUGGAAGAUGAGCCAGAUAUCGGACUAUUUCAAAGAAAAGUCCGUAGAAGACUCGAAGAAAGAAACAAUAUUCACAGUCGCACCGCUCACAAAGGAGUCCAAAUUCAGACGGCACAUAAGGUCCAUGUCGGACGUCCAGAGUAGCACACCCUACAAACUAGCCUUCAGGUCAAGACAGGGCAGCACGCACACGCUCAUGUACGAUUCCGACACGAGAGCGAGACGGAUCCGGUCCUACAACCUCCACAAACAACAGGAGUCCUCCGAUUCUAGCGACUACGUGGAACCGAGAAAACUCCGAAGCAUAGAACACAACAUACUUAAGCACACAGAUUCCAUGAGAAUCCUAUAGGAUCUGAUUUAUUUUACUUUGAGGCUGUACCGUCUAGUUACACUAGAUCGGGAUCAUGUCGGACUUGGUACUGUGUUCUAUAGGACCGGAUAGUUGUGCCGCACAAAACGAGGGGGGACCGGCGUGAUCUAUGGAAUAGACUAUUGUGAUUCCUUUUAUGAGACUGUGAUGAGGUAGAAUAUUUAGUUUUUAGUUAAGUCACUAAGGAUAAGUAUUCUAAUGGAAUACCAAUAAUGUGAUUUAGGGAGUACGAUAGUAAUACCAUUUUUUUAUGAUGAUAAUUAUGUUUAAGGAUGGUGUUAAAAAAUGAAUA